GACAGCUGGGGCAAGUCUGCCUAAGGAAGAUCCUGUGAUGGGACACUGUGCAACUCUUUUCAACAGCUGGGUGGAGGCGUAUCGGAGGAGUGAGAGAGAGAGAGACAACAUGAAGAGGCUUUAUAAACAGAAGGUGAGAAGUGUGGUGGGAGGGGCAGUGUACUAGAAAGGGAAAAAGGAAGGGAAAGGAAAAGUUAGGGGAGAGAGAAAGAGAGAGAGAAAGAGAGAGAGGGAGAGAGAAAGCAGGAAAUGAUAAACAAGAGCCAGAUACAGAAUGGGGAAUAGAGAGAGAGAAGCAACACCAUGUAUAACAGCUGGAGAGAGAAAGAGAGAGAGGGGAGACAGAGGAGACCUGUAGGAACCAGUGGUGCUGAGACACCAUACUGAGAGCCUACUGAGAGAGAGAGAGAGCAAUGAGAACUGAGAAAGGGUGAAGUGAUAGUGAGAGUUAUGACAGAUAUGAAUUAAACAAUGUACAGCAGUCUGUAUGACUGAGUGACUGAAACAGGUGGGAGAGGCAAAGGGACAAUAAAGAGAGUCAGCUGGAUUUACACAUAGACACAGAUAUAGAUCUGUAUACUUGGGAGUCGAGGACUGGAAAGGAAGAGAGCUCUUGACUCCUGUGGACAGACAAGUAUAAGGGAGGGGGAGGAAAGGGACAGAGGAGGAGAAACGAGCAGGAGAGGAGAGGAGAGACUGGGCCGAGACAAAGGAGCACACUGACGAGCACUGGGAGGGACAAAGAGAGAGAGACAGCACUGCUGGCACAGAGAACAUGCUACAGUGAGAGAGUCAGAGGGGUCAGAGAGAGAGAGGGAGAGAGAGAGAGACCAAAAAAGGGCUGAAGUUAGAGUUGGAGUCACAGCAGGCUUGACAGACGCUGAAGACAAGCAGGGGAGAGGAAAAGCAAGAAACAGAGAGAGAGUGAUAGAGAGCAACAGGCAGUCAGAGAGAGGAGAGUGAAGGAUUUUGGGAGAAAAGAAUGACAUAGAAAGAGAGAGAGAGAGAGACAGAGGGAAAUACAGAGGGAGAGACUGAAGGGGGGUAGAAACUGGUCUCAGACUCCACUGACAGCUAGACAGAGCAAGAGGGAGAGGGGGAACAACAGGGCCGAGCAAAGGAGUGGAGGCGAAAGAAGAACCAGGAGACGACAGAGGGGGGGCCGCCCAAAACAGCUGGAGAACAGAGGCAGAGACGGAGAGUGACAGAGCUGUGGCGGGGGGGAGGCAGGUGGGGGGCAAUAGGUAUCAUGAGACGCUGAGCACCGCCUGAGAUGACAUGUCGGAGGACUCCGACCCACGACAGCCGGCCUCGCCGGGCAUUUCAGGGACGUCCCAUGGCCCCGUGGGGCUGCAGACGCUGCUUGACCUGCUGGUGGGUGUGUAUCAGGAGUUCCAAGCCUCGCCCUUCGCCAGGGAGAAGUACAUCUCGGGCUUCCUGAAGUGGGCCGAGCCCCUGGUGAGACAGGUGAAGAAAACACGGAUACAGAGGGAAGACUUCGACAUCCUCAAAGUGAUUGGCCGAGGAACCUUCAGUGAGGUUGCUGUGGCGAGGAUGCGCAGCACGCAGCAGGUGUACGCCCUGAAGAUCAUGAACAAGUGGGACAUGCUGAAACGUGGGGAGACAGCGUGCUACCAGGAGGAGCGGGAGGUUCUGCUGAAGGGGGAUCGGCGCUGGAUCACAGAGCUGCACUACGCCUUCCAGGACGACAACUACCUGUACCUGGUGAUGGACUACUAUGUAGGGGGCGACCUGCUGACUCUGCUCAGUAAAUUCGGGGAUCGCUUCCCCGAAGACUUGGCCCAGUUCUACCUGGCAGAGAUGGUAAUGGCCAUUGACUCCAUCCACAGGCUGGGCUAUGUGCACAGGGACAUCAAGCCUGAUAACAUCCUGCUGACCGCAGACGGCCACGUGAGGCUGGGCGACUUCGGCUCCUGUCUGCGGCUACAGAAAGACGGCAGGGUGUAUUCUUCCCUGGCAGUGGGGACACCAGACUACCUGUCCCCUGAGAUCCUGCGAGCAGUGGAGGGCGGGGGAGGGUACGGGCUCGAGUGCGACUGGUGGGCGCUGGGCAUCUGUGCCUACGAGAUGCUGUUCGGGACCACGCCCUUCUAUGCGGAGUCCCUCUCCGAGACCUACGCCAAAAUCAUCCACUUCCAGGAUCACUUUGACUUCCCGCCGGCCGGCCCGGAGGUGUCGGCAGAGGCACGGUCGCUGGUCGCAGGGCUGAUCUGCGAGCAGGAGGAGCGCCUGGGGGCCGGGGGGGCCGGGGACUUCAGGACGCACCCCUUCUUCUGCGGUCUGGACUGGGGCUCCCUGCACCGCCUCCCCGCCCCCUUCCAGCCGGAGGUCUCCAAUGCCACUGACACUUCCAAUUUCGACGUGGUGGACGACUGUCUCAGCGAAAUGGAGACACUGUGUGACGUAAUGGACAGGGUACCUGUGGGGGUCCACCUGGCCUUCGUGGGCUUCUCCUACACAGCCACCAGAGAGACAGGUGCUCAGGACCGCAGCCAAGACAUCAUGAUGGAGAUUGAUAACCGACCAAUCAGGGAUUGUGAACAGCUGCUGAUCCAGGACAGGCUGAGCCAGAUGUGGCAGCUCGGCCAGAACCUGCCGACUGGCCUGCCUGCAACGUUGGAGCUCCCCCUAGAGCUGAGGCAGGGAUCUGCAGAAUCCACAUACCAUGAGGAUGAUACUGACCAGAGCACUGCACAAGCCCAGGAGCUAGAAAGGCAUUUGCAGGAGGCAGAGAGGAGGAACAGGGAGCUGGAGGAGGAGGUGGAGAGGCUGAGGCAGGAGAUACAGACUCUGAGAACCAACGGGGGGACAGAGCUGAGUGUCUGCCAAUGGCGUGCCUCUCUGCCUGCUCACCCUCUGGACCCCAAGGGGGAUGGAGCAACAGCGCCCCCUGCCUGCCGUUACCCACUAGUCAUCCCUCUGCACCGACACCUGCUGCUGUUCCACAGGGUGCGCUGGCCGCGGGUAACGUGUGAAGGUUACCUGCUGGUGUGUGCGGAGGGGGCAGAGCUGCAGGUGUGGGGCCGACAGUGCAACGCAGACCUGUCCUAAUGGCAUGUGGGAGUCCCCAGCUGUCCCCCAGCCUGUGCUACUGUCACCCCCUGCCCUGCCCACCACAGCAGGACCAGUGCAAUACAGGAGGGGUUCCAAAAGAACAGGAAGUAGGGGUUUACCAGGGGCAGGACAGUGACUUAACACUUCAAAAUGGAAGACCCAGACGGCAAUCCAUACCAGCUAGGGGUGAGCAAGGGGGGUGACUGCUGGCUCUCGACCCUGGAGACUGAGGGGUAAUUUUGAGGGUGUAUGCAAUAUGCAGCAUCCACACCUUCCACCCCCACCCCCAGCAAUCAGCACUAACUGGCAUUGUUAGUGAAGGCAUGGGUAGAAGGGCCUCAGCCAGGAACAUUGCUUAAAAGGUGAAGGGGGCAGAGAACUGCGGGGCACACACAGAGGGGGUCUGGCAUCCAAAAGUGGACACAUGGAGGCAGAUGAGCCUCGGGGCCCCUUCUGUGGAACAAGACGUCCCUCCCUCACUUGAAAUAUUGGAAAACACGUUCUCCCAAUGAAAGGUAUAUUUAUUGGUAACUAAGUUAUUCAGAGAGAACUAUAUUUUUACGUGGCAAAUACACUUCCACACAGGACACACUGACUUACCGACAGACAGACAGAUGUCAGCAGUCUUGUGUCUCGUUUUUUUCCCUUUUCACAUGUG
Messenger RNA from Megalops cyprinoides (Indo-Pacific tarpon), 3733 nucleotides. RefSeq names its product myotonin-protein kinase-like. NCBI's taxonomy places the organism in Eukaryota, Metazoa, Chordata, Actinopteri, Elopiformes, Megalopidae. The transcript has 15 exons. Gene Ontology annotation, cellular component: cytoplasm; cytoskeleton. Gene Ontology annotation, biological process: actomyosin structure organization; peptidyl-threonine phosphorylation. The record is from RefSeq and is a predicted model, not a curated record. Gene Ontology annotation, molecular function: ATP binding; protein serine/threonine kinase activity. The coding region runs from base 1279 to 3072 and encodes 597 amino acids.